UUCAUAACGGGAUUUAAUUUGCAACUUUCAAAAAUAUCUUUUGAAAUUAUUUUCAUAAGUUUAAUUUUUUUAUCCCAUAAACGGUAAUUUUUCUCUCGUCCAAAACUCAGUAUACACAGGUUCGUUUCUAUAGCAAUGUCGCGGUAUUAUCAACUGAUUAGCGGAUGUGACAUAUGGCCACCGUUAGCUUUAUUAGAUUAUCUUACACUUAUUUUCGUGCCAUAUAUCAGUCGUCAUCGCAGGGCAAAGAGUGAAACUCCUGAAUUCUCCAAAACCUUACGAACUAAGUUCACUCGCAGAAACUUCUUAAUACAGUGCAUCAAUUUCUUAACGUGUAUUGCUUGUCGUAGAAGGAGCAUUUUUUUCCAGAAUAAUUUCGCCAAUAUUUUCGUGAUUCUCGAUAACAAUGUCAUCGGACUAUUCGUUCUGCAGCGAGGGUGGAUUCGACGAGUUGUCCAGUUCCUCGGAUUCAGGAUUCGACGUCAGCUUCGAAUCACCGAAACACGAGAUUACAGCAGAGACACUGUAUCCAGCGCAGAAAGAAGAGAAACGCAAGAAGUCACGAAACACACGUUGCAAGAGUCCGACGCAGGUACUGCGUCUUAAACGUAAUCGUCGCAUCAAGGCCAACGAUCGGGAACGUCACAGGAUGCACACAUUGAACGACGCUCUGGAACGUCUUCGAAUGGCACUUCCGACAUUUCCGGAAGACACGAAACUUACGAAAAUCGAGACUCUACGUUUCGCUCAUAAUUACAUAUGGGCCCUCUCCCAAACACUUGGUAAUGCUGAGAGCGGUGAGAUCACGGUGAACGUCGGCAACGUCACGGUGAGCAUAAGUGAAAACGGAAAUAUGAUUACCUCAUCGACGGGAAGCUGCGCGGUCGCCGCUCAGAAGAGACUUGGUCCUGCGCAUUCGGCAUUUCCAUAUCCGCAGGAGCGAUUUAUGCCGGAAUGGCAGGAAUAUGAUUGCUACAGUGAUCAGAGCAUCAGUCCUCCGGUACAGCAAUAUCAGCAGUGUUACGAUCAGCGAAUUUAUGCUCAUCAUACGCCACAGCAUCAAUUGGCUGUACCGCAUCACAUGGCUCAUCACAAUAACAUGUAUCAGUGCUUAUAAGAAAAGUGUCUAACUACUGUCUGCAGCAGUGAGUACCUAGUGUCGAAAAUUCGCGAAGAGUGAUGUGAAAAUAAUUAGUGAAGAUAAUUUGCUCGUUAUCUACUUUGUAAGGACAUAUAGUAUAUUUUGGAAAAAAAAAAAAAUACGACAAGGAGGAAUUUUUGUAUUUUUUGACUCACUAUUCGUUUUUGAAUAUCUAUCUUUCGUAGGGGGUUGAUAUUCAGAAGUUUUUAUUUAAUUUUUUUUAAGACCCAAAGUCUUCGUUUAACGUACGUUCCUUUUAUUUAUUCUAGUCAGACGUGUCACGUCGAUAGUGGAUCUCAUUUUUGUUUAAUAUUAUUUUUUUUAUGUAUUAAUAUUAUUGCCUUAUUGAACUCUUACCCAAGUGCUAUACUAUAUACUGAGGAAUAAUUGGAAUAACGUUUCUCGUAAUGUGUACAAGGAUACGCCCACACGCCAGUGCUCUUAAUCUAAUGGAAUUGUCAAUUCAGGGAAUAUAUACAUUGUACAGAAUUUAUACUUUACCAAUAAAGUAUCUAUAUUUUACCUAUAAAAAUUGAUUAUGUGUAUUUUAAUAUUUGUCGAACCUUCGUUAAUCCAUGUGGUACCUUAGAUCCAUUAAUUAUAUGGUGCAUCCACUGCAAUUGCAGUUAUGAAA
Molecule: messenger RNA, 1775 nt
Organism: Cephus cinctus (wheat stem sawfly)
Lineage: Eukaryota; Metazoa; Arthropoda; Insecta; Hymenoptera; Cephidae
Gene: tap
Product: basic helix-loop-helix neural transcription factor TAP
Exons: 3
Coding region: 407-1117 (236 amino acids)
Molecular function (GO): protein dimerization activity
Source: RefSeq, a predicted model, not a curated record